This is a messenger RNA of Phytophthora sojae, 423 nucleotides long. RefSeq lists its product as hypothetical. NCBI's taxonomy places the organism in Eukaryota, Oomycota, Peronosporomycetes, Peronosporales, Peronosporaceae. The transcript has a single exon. Bases 1 to 423 code for a protein of 140 amino acids. The record is from RefSeq and is a predicted model, not a curated record.
AUGCUCAGUUUGGCGAAGAAGAACCCGAGAACGGAGAAAGAGGCAGCGAACUUGCAGCUCGCACUGCUCAACACGUGUGUGCGUGAGCUGAAAGACCCGACAGAAGUAUCCAAGCUGCUGAACGCGGGUACUUUUGACAUACUCGUGCAAAUGUACACCCGGAAACACAACUGGGUGGUGAACAGCGCGGGGGAUAAACUCUUUGACAAGCCGCAGCUAGAAACGUGGUUGAAGUACGUCGAAGUCCGACACGGCGAAACUCGGAAAAGAAAUGGAAACGGCGCAGCUCAAUGGGUGGAUGAGCAGUCAGAGGCACCCCACGUCGUGUUUGAGUUGCUGAAUUUGAACAUGGCAGGCGACGAUGUCUUAGCAUCAACACUUAAGUCGCCUAUCGGGCGCUUUUUGGCAGAAAGAACCCGAUAG